AUUGACACCUCACUCAAUGACGGUCGGCGUCACCUAUUACUAUCGGUUUCUUUGGACUUUCUGGUUUCAUGAUUUAGGCACAUAUUUUUCACACUGCAGCUCGGGCUGAUCUUGUUUCUCAUUGGCUGGUGUGUCGAUCGAGGGGCGGGCCUGGCCGCACCCACAUCACCAGAGGGAGAGAGAGCCAGACCAGCACACACUGUCAGUCACGCGUCUCCAGAGCAACAGUAUUAUAGAUCACCUGUUCCUAAGGCUCGUUAUUGCAUACGGAAUCGGCAACUGCAGCCUGUGAGAACAUGAAUUUGAGUCCGCCUGAACAAAGCAUGCACAAGCUGAGCAAGAGCUGCAUGGAUGGCAACAAAGCCGAUCUCCUGCUUCCCUGUUUCCGCAGAAGCAAGUACGACGAGCCCCUCACAUCUUACCACAACGGCUCCAUCAUAUCUCACCUCCUGCAUAAAACUAUUCACAAUAAACGGACUUCCCUAGACAACAACCUCCUUUACCUGCCUUCGGCUAAUGUGUCUGGUGCAAGCGUGGUCAAUUCUGUAUCCAACAUGACCGAUUUUGCUCAAGAGGACCAGAGCAGCAUGUCUUUCCAUGAUAGCAUGGAGGAUCUGUCACCUGGGAGUCAACUCUUAAGCGCAGAUGUUGAGCGGCCAUUAAGCAAGCACCUCCAAGCCAAACGCGCCAGGGUGGAGAACAUCAUACGAGGCAUGGCAGGCUCGCCCAAUUCCAGGUCGCACGGAGAAGAAAAUGAAUGUGAAGCCAUGCGGUGUCGAAGAGAAUUUCUGAAGGAGAACAAACGCAAACAGAGGCUUCCCCAACACCAGGAACCCAAUCGGUCCAACAUACAACCCAACACCAGAGGCAAGACAAGCAAAGAUGAAGAGUGUCACAAACUGAAGGAGCAGCUCCAAAGCAUGCAGUGUCUCUUGCAUCAACUUCAGGAGAAGAUCUUGCAUGUGUACGACCAAAAUUACUCUGAGAACGAGGACAGGGAAAAUGGGAGAUCGGAACAAGAUAAUCAAGAACCACGGCUGAUGUUUGACAAAUGUCUUGGUGGCAGAUACAGAGACCAUCUGAACAACAAUUUCACAUCGGAUAGGGAGGUGAAAAACCUUCAGGAGACUCUUAAAUGCGAGCUGACCAGGACCUUGAGUGAAAGCAUUGACCAGGUCUUCAGAGAGCUCUCGAUGACUCUACUAAACCAAUCAUCCGAGCCGCAGCCUUGCCAGAGUCCGGAGUACUCUGAAUCUGAGAUGCAAACCCAACAAAAUUCCCCUCUGGAGCAGUUAGACUCUGACGAAAUUGUCAAAUCCGGGUCUGCGGACCGCUUUGAGAGCUCCCCCGUCAACAGCCCAGAACACCAGAGCGAAGCUCUAUCCCUGGUGGUUCGUAAACCUUCCCUAACCCAGUUAAACUCAGUCAAUCAGGGCGUAAAGAGACCCUAUCCUCUCCACCAGACUCCCUUCCAGUUGUGCUACAACACUCCCCUCCACGACAGCCAGAUCCUUGAGCACCUUCUGAAAUAUGGGCCGCAUUCUACCUUCUCCGGACUGCCUUGUCUGCCUCCGUCCUUGGAGAGAUCAUCUCCGGACUCCAUGGAGCACUCUUGGGGAAGCGUCGGCAUGAGGUCCAAGGUGACUUCUGGGCAUCUGGGUCAGCACCAUCGCCCAGCACCUCCUGGACUAGUCGCAGUGGAAACCCUGUGCCUCCCACAUGUCAAGAUGGAGUGUGGAGAUCUGCAGAGCAUGGCAGAGAGAAGCUCCUUCAUGUCACUCAGUAUUCAGGAGGGUUUGACCCCAAACCAUCUGAAGAAAGCCAAACUGAUGUUCUUCUACACGCGUUACCCCAGCUCAAAUUUACUCAAGAACUUUUUCCCUGAUGUUAAGUUCAAUCGCUGCAUCACGUCUCAGCUGAUCAAGUGGUUUAGUAACUUCAGAGAGUUCUACUACAUCCAGAUGGAGAAGUUUGCUCGUCAGGCCAUCAUAGACGGUGUGAAUGAUGUGAAAGACAUCUCCGUCAGCAGAGAGUCCGAGCUGUUCCGCGCACUCAACAUGCACUACAACAAAGCCAACGACUUCCAGGUUCCAGACAGAUUCCUGGAGGUUGCUGAAAUCACACUGCAGGAGUUUUACAGCGCCAUUUCACUCACGAAAGACUCCGACCCCUCCUGGAAAAAAGCCAUCUACAAGGUUAUCUGCAAACUAGACAGUGACGUACCUGAGGAUUUCAAGUCCCCUUCAUACCUGUAGCACCACCUACAGGACAUUUUCUGUGUAGCCAUCUGCCGUUAAUUUAUGAGUAUUAAUCAUUUCUGUUGCACUUUGUGCAAGAACAGUCUUAAAUAACUUAAAUUAUUCUGCUCCUAGACAAUUUCAACAUUUAGGAAAACAGGUUUGGGUUUUUCUAUGUACUCAUUCGACUGAAAUACAAGCGAGCAGAUAAAUCAAGUGUGUUUCAUAUUGUCUGUGGAAUCGGCUUGGGAAAUAAUGUUAGUUUGUAUUUUGCUUUAUUGGAAUAUACUCUGCUUUUAUACCGCCACUGUGGACAAAGUUGUGGUGUGUUUUUAGUUUAAAUGUUCCUGGUGGAUUUAUUGUCUGUUAAGUUGUCACUGUGGAGAGAUCACGGAACAUCUGUAAUAAUGACUAUUCUAAAGUAGUAAAUAAGUGUCAUUUAGCUGUAUAAUAAAUAGUAAAUGAGAGUAUUGCAGUAAAAGGA
Xyrauchen texanus (razorback sucker) is the source of this 2721-nucleotide messenger RNA. RefSeq names its product prospero homeobox protein 1-like. Gene Ontology annotation, biological process: regulation of transcription by RNA polymerase II. Gene Ontology annotation, cellular component: nucleus. The record is from RefSeq and is a predicted model, not a curated record. Bases 297 to 2255 code for a protein of 652 amino acids. The transcript is spliced from 6 exons. Gene Ontology annotation, molecular function: DNA-binding transcription factor activity, RNA polymerase II-specific; RNA polymerase II cis-regulatory region sequence-specific DNA binding. NCBI's taxonomy places the organism in Eukaryota, Metazoa, Chordata, Actinopteri, Cypriniformes, Catostomidae.